GUUUUGUCACGUGGUGCAGGCUCCCCCUCGCCUGAUAUAAUGUUUAUUGGUGAAGGCUGGUCAGAGUCCGGGUAGACGACGUCUGCUCAACAGUCAUGUACCUGUACCUCGUGGGGCUGCUGCUGUUAUACUACGUGUACCGCUGGUUCAGGGAGCUGCCCAGGGUCCCAGACAAGGGCAACAAGUAUGUGUACAUCACAGGCUGUGACAGCGGCUUUGGAAACCUCCUGGCCCGCCACCUGGACAGCAAGGGCUUCAGAGUGAUCGCCUCGUGUUUCAGCGAGAAGGGAGAGGAGGAUCUGAGGAAGUCCUGUUCCCCCAACCUGAGAACAACACACCUGGAUGUGAGGUCCCAGGACAGCGUGGCCAAAGUGGCCGCCAUGAUCAAGGACAAAGUGGGGGAGCGGGGCUUAUGGGCUGUAGUGAACAACGCAGGCGUGUCCCUCCCCUCUGGACCCUGUGAUUGGCUAACCAUCGAUGACUACAAGUCCAUGCUGGACGUCAACCUGAACGGAGUGAUCGCAGUGACCCUGAGCGUGCUGCCCCUCAUCAAGAAGGCCAGGGGUCGGGUGGUGAACGUAGCGAGUGUGUUCGGGAGGAUCAGUGUCACAGGAGGCCCGUACCCUAUCUCCAAGUAUGGAGUGGAGGCUUUCAACGACAGCCUCAGGUUAAAUAUGGCACCUUUUGGCGUCAAAGUCCUCUGCAUUGAGCCGGGCUUCUUCAAAACAAAUGUGACGGACAGUGCUAUCCUGACCAGAAACGUGAAGGAUCUGUGGGAGAAGAUGCCCCAGGAGGUCAGAGAUGACUACGGAACGGAGUUUCUAGAAAAAUCGCUAGCGGUAAUGAAAGAUAAAGUUGAGAAGAUCAGUGAUGGAGACCUGAUGAAGGUGGUGGGCUGCAUGGAGCACGCCGUGUCCGCCGUCCGGCCCCGCCACCGCUACUCCCCCGGCUGGGACGCCAAGCUCUUCUGGCUGCCGCUGUCCUACAUGCCCACCUGCGUCUCUGACUACAUCAUGACCUCUCAAGCCAUUCCUAUUGCCAAGAAAUAAUUUUGUGCACUUUUUAUGCAAUUCAAACAUUUCAGGUUUACCAGUGAUAUUAGUUUUUUUCUUUUAUUGAAGCAAAGAGCAGUAAACCAAACAAAGGUAGUCUCAAAAUGAAACAUAAGAUUACACCGAAACGAGAACAAAAGACAAACAAACUCAUGUCUCUUUUGCAUCGUGUACACACUUAAGGCCACCUUAUCUAGAUCUUAUCAGAUGUAGUUUGCCUUUGGCCUGAUGAUAGGCAUGUGUGAAAGGUUAGGGACGAGCAAUACAAAAGAAGCCUGAAACAAAGGGCUCGGUUUUUCUGUGUGGCAAUGCACCUUCAAAUAGAAUUUCAAUUAUUGUGAUAAGGAUUGUCCUCUUAAUCGAAUUGUGAAUGCAGAGUGAUAAUGAGAAGUAAACAAUGUUUUUGUGCAACAGGAAAAGUUAUUUCUCAGCAUUAUCAAUGUUUAUUACUAAUAAAUACUUGUAAUACAUUUUGUUGUAAGCUUUCAAUGUGGACCUAAUUUUAGAUGCUUUUAAUUAUUGGUAAGUAGAACUGCAUCAUAUGAGCAGAUACAUUUAUGUGUAAAAGUAACUAGUAACUUAGUGUGCAAAAAAGUAAGACUUUUCCCUCUGAAAUAGUUACUGUACAGUACAAAUAUUAAGCAGCAAUAGUCCAGUAAAGAGCAAGUAUGUCAAGAUGGAAUAUAAGUACAGUACUUUAAAUGUAUGCAUGUUUAGCAGACUUUUAACUGUACCUUGGAUUAUCAUUUUGUAUAUAAACCAACUAAACCUUCA
This is a messenger RNA of Trematomus bernacchii (emerald rockcod), 1826 nucleotides long. RefSeq names its product retinol dehydrogenase 7-like. Bases 96 to 1049 code for a protein of 317 amino acids. The transcript has 5 exons. NCBI's taxonomy places the organism in Eukaryota, Metazoa, Chordata, Actinopteri, Perciformes, Nototheniidae. Gene Ontology annotation, molecular function: oxidoreductase activity. The record is from RefSeq and is a predicted model, not a curated record.